AUGACGUCAACCGCCUACUUCUCCAAACCUCUCGUCACGCCUUCAAUUUUGUUCAUGGUGUGUUCGCCGGGCUUGAUACACCGUGCACAUGACGUGGCAGGUUUGCUUGAAGAGGCCUGCGCCUAUCAGAUUGUGGAUACAAACAGGGCGUUUGAACAGCUGAUGGAAGGAGUGGAAGCGGGUACGAAGCCAAGUGAACGAAUCCUCAUUAUGCCCGCCGUCGCAAAUGACCGAGCUGGUCGAACUGUAUGCUACAACGUCUUAUGUGAAAGAAACAUCCCGCUCCACGCAGCGGGUUGCAUUGCGAUUAUGGACAAUACCUUUCCCCCUACCAAGUUGUUUGACCCACUCAAUAAAGCAGAAACAGACAACUGGAUUUCUACAGAUUUCAUGUGCGUCAUAAGAACUGAAGUAACUUUAUACACACACUCAGUGAGUGUGAUCUUGACCAUUUUAGGAAGAAGUUGCCGAGCUAAAAGAGUUCAUUGCGGUUUUGUUACCGAUAUUGGUAUCUUGACUGGUAAGUGCUUUCUACAUAUGUAUCAUGGUGGUGACUUUGCGCCGCUCCUUAUUGACUUCACACAUUUACAAACUAAUUAA
Molecule: messenger RNA, 600 nt
Organism: Gregarina niphandrodes
Lineage: Eukaryota; Apicomplexa; Conoidasida; Eugregarinorida; Gregarinidae
Exons: 2
Coding region: 1-600 (199 amino acids)
Source: RefSeq, a predicted model, not a curated record